AACCUUUCAUUUUAACAACCUCACAACGCGCAUGCGCUGAUUUCAGUCGAGAAACAUGAUUGGCACCCUGUUGUUUUAUGCACUCUACCCACUGUCACGGUACCUCACCGGUCGAGACUCAGAGCCCCCAAAGAAGGGUCUUUCUCCUGCAGUGGUUAAUGGCACAGCAGUAUGGGAUGGUGGUGCUGUCACAACCAGGAGGUUCACCCAGUCUCAGACAACCCUGCUGGACCAGUGGCUCAGCCCAAGCAGUGGGACCAAAGGAGAAACGAAAGAAAGGAUGAAAGAGCAAAGCCCAGAAAAAGAUGAUCCAAGAACCCACACGGACAAAGAACAGCUUGUGGCUGUCCUGCGUGAAGAAACUAAAAAUAAAGCUGUAAAGAUAAUGAGUGAGAUGCAACAACACAAAGUGAAAGUUCCCCCACAAGAGGAUAUCCACGUGGUGCUGCUUAGGGAGCAAAACACAGAGGAUGCAAUUAUUUCUCCAACUGAGGAUACCAGUCCAGUACAAGCACUUGGGGCACAGUUAAAGUGCCUGCAGACAGAUGACAGCACACAAGAAACUGCCUGUCCAGUUCAGCAGCAAGUACAGAUACACACCAUGGCAGAGUCAGUAACUCCAGCUGAGGACAGCAUACAAGAAGCUUCCUGUUCAGUGCAGAAACAAAUACAGAUAUCAAGUGUGGAAGAGCCUGUGCCUUCAUUUGAAACUGUUGAUAAAGUAACUGAGUGCUGGGAUGAAUAUGUAGGUCCCGUUGCUGAUGAAAUGCAUGGUGGAGCAAGCAGUUCUGAUCUGGUAUUUGCUUCUCUUCUCUCUAACACUCAAACCCACCUUAACUUCAACGAGCAGCAUGAUACACAAACUGGCUGGCACUUCCCUGCAGGACCUGGCUUGUCUGAAGAAGUGCAGUGCCCACUGUGGCAGUUUCCUGCCCUGAGCUAUUACCCUACAUUAGAGCCGACAGUUCCCUUUGAAGUAAUGUGGAGAGUAUGGGAGGAGAUGGAUGAGAAUGCCGCUGCAGCAGAGCCUGCCCUCAUACCCUUUCCAUUCGCAAAGGCGUCGAUGGACUUCACUGUCAUGUCCUACAACAUCCUUGCUCAGGAUUUACUGGAGGCAAACCAGGACCUGUACAUGCACUGUCCCCUGGAGGUGCUGGACUGGAACUACCGGUGCAGCCUGCUCCUAGAGGAAAUACUGAAAUGGGCACCAGAUAUUCUGUGUCUCCAAGAGGUUCAGGAGAACCACUACCAUGAAUGCCUGUAUCCAGUCCUUUGUCAGAUGGGUUACACUUGUGUGUACAAGCGGCGUACAGGAACCAAGACAGAUGGCUGCGCAACUUGUUAUCGAAGCACUUGCUUCUCAGAGGUAUCAGUCACCCCGUUGGAGUUCUUCAGGCCUGACACGGAGCUGCUGGACCGGCACAACGUGGGCAUUGUUUUGCUGCUUCAGCCAGUGGUCACCCAGGGGUCUGAAGCCAAGGCGAAGGGCCCGCUCCUCUGUGUGGCCAACACCCACCUGCUCUUCAACCCCAGGAGGGGUGACGUGAAGCUGGCUCAGUUAGCCAUAAUGCUGGCAGAGAUCGACAGCACAGUCAAGUCCUGUAAGGCCAAAGGUGAACACUGUAACGUUGUGAUGUGCGGAGACUUUAAUUCAGUCCCACACAUGCCCCUGUAUCAGCUGAUCACCACCGGGGAGCUCUACUACCAGGGUCUGCCAGCAUGGAUGAUAUCAGGUCAAGAGGACCUGUCCUACAGAACCCACUGUCACAGACUGUUUGCUCCCCUGUGGCCCAGCUGUCUGGGAAUCAAUGACAACUGCCAGUACGCCUCUGUCGAGGACGCACUCGAGAGCCAGAGUCAGAAAUCAGUUCCUCUCUGUGUGGGGAAAUGUCAGUACAGCCAUGAGUUUAUGCUGCAGCUGCGCUAUUGUCCAGCUGCAUGUGUCCGUCCUGCGGACCUGAUGCUGAUCCCGGGCGUGACUGACAACACACCAGAUGCUUCAAGGGGAAAUCAGCUUUAUGAUAAAAGUUUCAGACACACUAUCAGUCAUCAGUUAGACCUGGAGUCGGUCUACAAACAUAUUCUCCCAGGUUCUGGUGCCUCAGAAGUCACAACCCUGCACUCUGAAGUGGGAGCCACUGUCGACUACAUCUUCUACUCCCCGAGACGCAUCUCAACCUCUGAUCCAAAAGCUGGUGGCAGCUUUGCGAGCGAGGGUCUGAAGUUGAUCGGUAGUCUCUCCCUCCUAUCAGAGGAUGUCUUGUGGUCGAUGAAAGGCCUACCCAAUCACGUAUUCCCGUCUGACCAUCUCAGUCUCGUGGCCAAAUUCCAGCUGGACCUGAACGCUGCAUGAUAGGAAAGACUGCGGGUGACCUCAGCAGGAUGGACGUCACAGGAUAAGCAUAUUUCCGUUCAAACGAUUCAGGUUUUGCUCCACACACAUUUGGUUUUUGUUUUUAUUAGUACAAAUACCAUACUUGUGGUUCAGUCCUGGCAACAGUGGAUCAUAGUUUUCGAAGCGAAUUGAAGUUAAUAUUUUUUGUUCAAAAGGGCCAGGAAAAAUAAUGAGUGCCAAAAUUCAGUCUCUUUCCACAUGGUUUUCAUCAGAUAAAUGAUGAGCCAUGAGUGAGAUAUGACAAAUCUUAUUUGCGGUGAUGUAAUUGUUCAUUUUUAAAAAUGAAGGCAGUGAUUGCUUUCUUUUUGGUGUGAUAAUACACUGACCUGUUCAUUUUGUUGAUAAGUGCUCUGUCACAUUUUAAUUUAUUUUAAACCUCAGGUUGAAAUGAGAAUUAGAUUUCUCUGAUUACGAGCCAGUUCUAUUUUUUCAGAUGGCAGAAAUAUUGAAUAAAUGUUUUCCACUAA
Lates calcarifer (barramundi perch) is the source of this 2862-nucleotide messenger RNA. RefSeq names its product angel homolog 1 (Drosophila) (gene angel1). The record is from RefSeq and is a predicted model, not a curated record. Gene Ontology annotation, molecular function: 3'-5'-RNA exonuclease activity. The coding region runs from base 56 to 2353 and encodes 765 amino acids. The transcript has 10 exons. NCBI's taxonomy places the organism in Eukaryota, Metazoa, Chordata, Actinopteri, Centropomidae.